Molecule: messenger RNA, 825 nt
Organism: Cyclocybe aegerita
Lineage: Eukaryota; Fungi; Basidiomycota; Agaricomycetes; Agaricales; Hemipholiotaceae
Source: the annotation of a GenBank genome assembly
AUGGUAGAGGGACUAAACUCGGAGAUUUUCAAUGCGGCUACCAGCAUCAACGAUCUCUACGAACAAUCUGGAAAGAUGGACUUGAUGGAAAUGGGCGAGAAGCUGGAAGUGUUCAACCAUGCAAGGAUCGUGGCGAAGGCGGCUAUUGGAGAGCAGCUCUACUCCGCUAACUGCCAGAUCGACGAAGCGCUUGGAUACGCCGACCCAUCCAAUCCCGAGGAGCCGCUUCCGUUGCAACUCACCAUGCAGCGUAUUCUGAUUCAAUGGUGCUCUCAUCUUCUUCGUGGAUUCGGCUCUUCCGCAGUAGGACAAGCUCUCGACGUGACUUAUCGAGUUGUUCGAUCGAUAGAAGAACCCUCCGUGUCGGCGAAAUGGAGGGUUAUAGCAGCCGCUGCUCUCCGCCAGCAAGAGGAAAGUUGCAUACCCGGAGUGGCGGAUGCUAUCAUGGCGGUUCUCUGUAUCUGUGGGAUCUCUACCGUCACCGAAGAGUUUCCUAAGGUUAGGCAAAAAGUGGGGACUCGCCUAGGAUACCUUGAGAAGAUGGCGCUCAAGUUGAGAACGGCCAUGAGGGAAGGGAUAACUUCAAGCGACAUGGAGGUAAUCAGCUUGGAUUCUGAUACGCCAUUCAAUCCACAGGAGAUGAAGGACUUUUUUUCAAAUAGAAGACCAGACAAAAAGGAGCUCGGAAAGGGGAUCCUUUGCACAGUGGGGUUAGGAUUGCAGAAGGCCACGAGGAAACGAGGCGAUCACGGACAGAUCCAGGAGGAAAUAUUCGUCAUGAAACUGCCAGAGGUGGCCCUCUUAUCUGCUUUGCAAAGCCCAUGA